Messenger RNA from Acipenser ruthenus (sterlet), 2326 nucleotides. Its product is annotated as eukaryotic initiation factor 4A-III. Lineage: Eukaryota; Metazoa; Chordata; Actinopteri; Acipenseriformes; Acipenseridae. Gene Ontology annotation, molecular function: ATP binding; mRNA binding; RNA helicase activity. The record is from RefSeq and is a predicted model, not a curated record. The transcript has 12 exons. The coding region runs from base 216 to 1436 and encodes 406 amino acids. Gene Ontology annotation, cellular component: nucleolus; catalytic step 2 spliceosome.
ACGUGACGAAACCGGAAGCCCUUCUGGGAAGUUUUGUACGCUGGUAUCCGACACCGGAAUUGGAUACUCCCCCAGCUUCACGGCAUCUAUUCGGCUCUUGUUUAUAGCGUCACUGAACACACUUCUCUCUUUUCGGCUGCUGUGAUCAACGUCGAGUACAUUCCCAACGCAUAUUUCUGGUUAGUUUAUCUGGAGAAUCAUUGAAAACAAUAACUAUGGCAGUGGCUCCAGUUCCCAUUAGGAAGCGUCUCCUGAAGGACGAAGACAUGACCAAAAUGGAAUUCGAGACCAGCGAGGAGGUCGAUGUGACCCCCACUUUUGACACAAUGGGCCUGCGGGAGGACCUACUCCGUGGGAUCUACGCUUACGGUUUUGAGAAGCCAUCAGCUAUCCAACAGAGAGCAAUUAAACAGAUCAUUAAAGGCAGAGAUGUGAUUGCACAGUCUCAGUCCGGUACUGGUAAAACAGCAACUUUCUGCGUCUCAGUGCUGCAGUGCUUGGACAUUCAGGUCCGUGAAACCCAGGCAUUGAUCCUGGCACCAACCAGAGAGCUGGCAGGACAAAUACAAAAGGUGCUCUUGGCUCUUGGCGACUACAUGAACGUUCAGUGUCAUGCGUGUAUUGGGGGGACAAAUGUUGGAGAAGACAUCAGGAAACUUGAUUAUGGGCAGCACGUUGUUGCAGGCACCCCAGGACGUGUUUUUGACAUGAUUCGCAGGAGAAGCUUGAGAACCCGUGCUAUCAAAAUGCUGGUUCUUGAUGAAGCUGAUGAGAUGUUAAAUAAAGGUUUUAAGGAGCAGAUCUAUGACGUGUACAGAUACCUGCCUCCUGCCACUCAAGUUUGUCUGAUCAGUGCUACAUUACCACAUGAAAUCCUGGAGAUGACUAACAAAUUUAUGACUGAUCCAAUCCGAAUCCUGGUCAAACGUGAUGAGUUGACACUGGAAGGCAUCAAGCAGUUUUUCGUUGCUGUAGAACGAGAGGAAUGGAAGUUUGACACGCUGUGUGAUCUGUAUGACACUCUGACCAUCACACAGGCUGUCAUCUUCUGCAACACCAAAAGAAAGGUGGACUGGCUUACUGAGAAGAUGAGAGAAGCCAACUUCACUGUGUCUUCAAUGCAUGGAGAUAUGCCUCAGAAAGAGCGAGAGUCCAUCAUGAAAGAGUUCAGAUCUGGAGCAAGUCGAGUCCUCAUUUCGACAGACGUUUGGGCCAGGGGAUUGGAUGUACCUCAGGUGUCGCUGAUCAUCAACUAUGACCUGCCAAACAACAGAGAAUUGUACAUCCACAGAAUUGGGAGAUCAGGUCGUUACGGUCGUAAAGGUGUUGCUAUCAACUUUGUGAAGAAUGAUGACAUCCGCAUCCUUAGAGAUAUUGAACAGUACUACUCUACACAGAUUGAUGAAAUGCCCAUGAACGUUGCUGAUUUGAUUUAGAAGAAGAAAAGAAGACUUGCAGAGGAGGAGCUGUCUCUCUCUAUAUAUUUUCCCCAUGUUAUACAAGUCAUUUACAUUUUUUUUAUUUUUUUUAAUAUAUAAAAUAAGUCCUAAGUAGUGCUGGGACGAACAUGGUGUAGUAUUUAAAGUAAAAACAAAAGUAGACUAUGCAUUUAUUUAUUUUUUUAAAUAAUCUCUGCCAUACAAUAUACAAAAUGUAUUUACUGUUUUAUUUCUCUUUUUUUGUAUUCCACUUAAAGUAGGAUUGCAUCAUGAAAGAAUUAAAACAUUGAUUACUAUACUACAAGUCAUUUCUUUAAGUACAACCUGUUAUAUUGCAGACAUGAACGGAUCCAGAUUUUUUAUAUAUAUAUAUAUAUAUAUAUAUAUAUAUAUAUAUAUAUAUAUAUAUAUAUAUAGUAGCGAUGGUAAGAAUCUAAGUGUACCAUUUUUCUUCCAUAGCGCUUUUACUUAACAAAUGGUGAACAGCAACACUCCCUAGCGCACGGCUCUGAUCUUAGUGGUUUGUCAGAGUGCUCUAGAAUGCCCCUCACUGCUCCAUGCCUGCCUCAAUAUGUAUAUUUUCUGCAUCAGAUUUUAUAAUUUGACAGACUUUUUUUUUUUUGCAUUUUAAAUAGAUGUAAAAAAAAUAGAAUUUGUUUGGGUGUUUGUCCCAGCACUACUAUUAAGUUUUAAUAUUUUGCAGCCUUUUAUAUAGGCUUGUUUUGAAGCCCAUUUACAAACUCCUAAUGGAACUUUGUGUUCCUCAUUCAGUGAUGCUGUAAACUAGUACCCUUUUGUAAAUAAAUUGUUCAUUUUGUUGGAUAAUAAUGGUGUUGUGACCUUCCUGAGAGGUUACCUGCUGUGUAAUAAAUUGACUGCUAACCAAG